Molecule: messenger RNA, 1441 nt
Organism: Synchiropus splendidus (mandarinfish)
Lineage: Eukaryota; Metazoa; Chordata; Actinopteri; Syngnathiformes; Callionymidae
Gene: dnajc27
Product: DnaJ (Hsp40) homolog, subfamily C, member 27
Exons: 8
Coding region: 375-1196 (273 amino acids)
Molecular function (GO): GTP binding; GTPase activity
Source: RefSeq, a predicted model, not a curated record
AAAUGACUUCUGAUUAUUGAAGAGCUCGUUUGUGCUUGAUGUAAAUGUUAUUGAAGGAAACUCCGGGUAAAAGAAGCGUCCAUCCCUUCUGUAUGUGCAUUGAUGAAAGACUGUUUUUACGCCUGCUUGUUUUCGAUUUUAUUUUGAAAGGGUCGACGUGUAUGGCUGAGCGCUGGCUAGCCUCUAACGCUUAGUGUUAGCAAGUGCUUAAAUUGUGCUUCACAUUUGUUCCGCUGGUCAAAACGGAUUUUGGGAUUACAUUUUAACCAAGUAAAUGAAGCAUCGCCAGCUGCUCGGCUAAUAACAACACCUGCAGCCGCGGUUGUCUUUGUCACACGUUUUAAAAUAACUAGACCAAACAGAUAUUCGUCAAGAUGGAAGCAUCGGUGCCGAAGAGACGAGACAACAAGAAGUCACUACGCGUCAAAGUAAUAAGCCUUGGAAACGCAGAAGUUGGAAAGAGUUGCAUCAUUAAGCGAUAUUGUGAAAAAAGGUUUGUUCCUAAAUAUCUGGCCACUAUCGGCAUUGACUACGGAGUCACCAAGGUUCAAGUAAGAGACAGGGAGAUGAAGGUGAACAUCUUUGACAUGGCAGGACAUCCCUUCUUCUACGAGGUUCGCAAUGAGUUCUACAAAGACAGCCAGGGGGUGCUGUUGGUCUAUGACGUCGGCGUUCGAGAAAGUUUCGAGUCCUUGGAUGGCUGGCUCGGAGAGAUGAAGCAGGAGAGCGGCUCGACAUCCAACAUGGAGAACAUUGUUUUCAUCGUCUGUGCGAACAAGGUGGACCUGACUAAGCGACGAAUUGUUGAUGAAGGGGAAGGGCGACUGUGGGCUGAGUCUCGGGGUUUUCAUUAUUUUGAGACGUCGGCGCAGAGCGGGGAGGGAAUCAACGAAAUGUUCCAGGCUUUCUUCUCGGCCAUCACUGACAUGUGUGAGAACGGUGGAAAGCGUCCAGUAUCAGAAGUCAACGUUGGUUUUACUAAAGAGCAGGCUGAUACCAUAAGGCGCAUCCGGAGUAGCAAGGACUCAUGGGAUAUGCUUGGAGUCAAACCUGGGGCCACCAGAGAGGAAGUGAACAAGGCAUACCGGAAGUUGGCCGUAUUGUUGCACCCAGACAAGUGUGUUGCGCCUGGCAGUGAAGAUGCAUUUAAGGCCGUCGUCAAUGCUCGAACCUCUUUACUGAAAAACAUCAAGUAACAGUGGUCGCGCUUCAAUGCUCUAUUUCUUCGUGUUCUGUAUUUCUUAAAUGGCAUAUUACAGUCACCCAAAACAUCUUGCUGUUGAAGUCAUUGAUGAGGUCACCUGAUGCAUGUUUGUUAAAAUGUAAACUCAUAAUAUCAAAGUAUAUUUAAUAACACUGUCAAAUAUUUAUGUUGUUUAAAUAUUUAUCAGAGAAAAUGUGUAUUUAUUUAAUGUGCAAGUAAAAGAACUUUCCCAUCAAA